UUACUCACCUUUUAAAGUAAUUCUCUACUGCUUUAUGUAGAGUUUUUCGUAGCCAAAGCACGUCCUCUAGGGCUGUAGAGUCCGAGGAUGACAUGAAUACGUAGUGAGUAUUCCCUGGUGAAUACUCGAUGAACUCUUGCAGAGAAGUUUCAUUUGUCCACAACGCUUCCAAGAAAGCCGAUCGCUUGGUGAACAGGUGAAAUAUGACCGGGUCGAGAGUUCACAGUUUUUCCCGAAACUUACUGGCAAGUCAACGGAAAAUUUGUCUUGAGUAAACUACGAUGAAUCCCGGGAUUUGAAUGAUCUUACUCAAACUUAGAAGACAUAUAGAGGACCCAUGGGGUUUGAUGAAGCCAAAUUCUUGGAGGCAGCGCGUGAAAUUGACAAUGUAAAUCUGGACGGGUAUGAGUUCUUUACAGAGUCUCUUAAGGAAACUGUACAGUGUAAGAUAUACAGAAAGUAUGACGAGGUUUCUGGAUUAUAUGAAUACAAAAUAACAGGAUUGCUUGAAGAUGUUGGUCUAGAUGUGUGUAAAAACGUUUAUAUGGACUUAGAAUACAGAAAGAAAUGGGAUGGAUAUGUCAAGGAACUUUAUGAAUUUGAUGAUGAUGGAGUCAAGAGUAUUUACUGGAAUGUAAACUAUCCAUGGCCCAUGUCAAACAGAGAUUAUGUAUACACACGAGAAAUGCGUGAAAUGGAAAUAAACAGUAUUCCAACUGUUGUUGUGUUAGCUGAAAGUAAUUCACUUUCCAAGAUUCCAGAAAAAUCAGGGGUUGUGAGAGUGAAAGAAUUUCACCAAAGUCUAGUAAUUCAGAGUGAUGGUAAAGUAGGAACAAAAGCAUUCAUGCAUUACUUUGACAAUCCUGGAGGAAGUAUCCCAACUUGGCUUAUUAACUGGGCUGCAAAGACUGGAGUGCCAACCUUUAUGAACUCAAUGAGAGAUGCCUGUUUAGGUUAUGAGAAAUACACUUCCUCCAAAGGGACUUGACGCAAAGUUGACCGCACUUGCACCAUUUGUGAUUGGCCUAGCAACUACACUAUAUAAUAUUAUGUUUCUACAACCUACUGUUAAGAAGUUCAUCAACUAACUACUUCUGAUCCACCAAAUGGCUGUGGAAAUUCUCAUAUGUUAAGUAGCAGAAAUGUAACUGUAAUUUUUAUGACUAUCAUGUUACAUAAACAUUUUGUGAGGUUUUAUUUUAUCCUAAUUUAUGGGUUAUCCUUGGUCCAAGAGAAAAACCUUUACAAAAUGUGCAUGCAAAUCAAUCAUUGCAAAAAUAAAUUUUUCAUAUCUCAACCAACUCAAAAUACUGAUCUAUAUUUCAACUUCCAUGUGGCUCCUUUCCCUAUCACCCAACAAAUUAGGAAAUUUGAAAAUAAUAGUUCUCUUUUUUUGUCAUGUUCUACUUUUUGAACAAGCAAUUGCAAAAGAAGGUUUCCAGAAGAAGAGUGGAUAGUACUUUACAGACUGUUGCAUGUAUGUACAAUAUUUUUUUUGAUACAU
This is a messenger RNA of Pocillopora verrucosa, 1504 nucleotides long. RefSeq names its product phosphatidylcholine transfer protein-like. The record is from RefSeq and is a predicted model, not a curated record. Gene Ontology annotation, molecular function: phosphatidylcholine intramembrane carrier activity; phosphatidylcholine binding. NCBI's taxonomy places the organism in Eukaryota, Metazoa, Cnidaria, Anthozoa, Scleractinia, Pocilloporidae.